AAAACUUCUCAGAGAUGAAGGACGACAAUUUAUCUGCUGUUCUAUAUGGUGUAGAUGAUAUUCGUCUCGAACAACGCGAAAUUCCUGUACCAAACGAUAAUCAGCUGCUAAUCAGAGUGCACACGGUUGGAAUAUGCGGUUCUGAUGUACAUUACUGGCGACAUGGCGCGAUUGGAAGUUACGUUGUGAAGGAACCAAUGGUGCUUGGGCACGAGACCAGCGGCGUAGUUGCUGGCAUGGGCGCAAAAGUCAAAGGAUUCAAGGUCGGAGAUCGCGUGGCUUUGGAACCCGGAGUUCCUUGCCGGUUUUGUCACCAUUGCAAGACAGGCAGAUAUAAUCUUUGCCCUGAUAUGCACUUCUUCGCCACGCCCCCAGUCCACGGAACCCUGACGAGAUAUGUGAUCCACGAUGCCGAUUUCUGUUUCAAAUUGCCAGAAACUGUCACCUUCGAGGAAGCUGCCCUACUUGAGCCCUUGUCCGUUGGUGUUCAUGCCUGUCGACGAGCGAACAUUGGAAUUGGACAGAGCGUCUUGGUGCAAGGAGCAGGACCAAUAGGAACAUUAUGUAUGAUGGUAGCAAAAGCAAUGGGAGCAGCACAAGUGGUGAUCACGGAUUUGGACGAAAAUCGCUUAACACUUGCUAAGACAUUAGGAGCUGACCAUGUUGUUUGCGUCAAGGGAAUGUCGAUAUUGGACGUUCAGAAUGCAGUACUCGAUUGCUUACAAUGUGAACCCGAUGCAACCAUAGAAUGUACUGGAGCGCAGGCUUGCAUGGAGUCAUCUAUCUUGAUUACCCACUCAGGAGGAGUGAUCGUCAUGGUUGGUCUUGGCGCACCGCGGAAUGAUCUACCUAUCAUAGACUCCUGCCUGAGGGAGGUGGACAUCAGAGGUGUUUUCAGAUAUGCAAAUUGCUAUCCGACAGCAUUGAAUCUUAUCGCAUCAAGACGAAUAGAUUUGACAGGGCUCACAAAGGCGCAUUAUAAACUAAAAGAGGCAGAGGAGGCCUUUCGAAGAGCACAAAUGGUGGACGUCAUCAAAGUCUUCAUUCAUUGUCAAGAAUGAAAUUCGUGUUUGUUGAGUACAUGCAUAUCUGGGCGCUUAAUGAGAAACAACUGAGAUUCGCGAGGUUCGCAA
Molecule: messenger RNA, 1133 nt
Organism: Cylicocyclus nassatus
Lineage: Eukaryota; Metazoa; Nematoda; Chromadorea; Rhabditida; Strongylidae
Source: the annotation of a GenBank genome assembly